This is a messenger RNA of Symbiodinium sp. CCMP2456, 5616 nucleotides long. Lineage: Eukaryota; Dinophyceae; Suessiales; Symbiodiniaceae. The record is from the annotation of a GenBank genome assembly.
GUAGAGGUUGAAGGGCCCAAGGUGCAAGAGGUCAUUGCCAUGUUUGAGAAACCUAGCACAAAAGAAGUUGAUGUGCACUGGGGCAAAGUCAUGGCUGCACUGGAGAAUGAACUCCAACUUGGGCCUCAAGGCAGGGGCUGGUGUUUCCCAGUCAAAAGACAGCCGCUGGUGUCACCAGCUUCACCAGACAAGCCAUGGAGAGGUGGUAAGGUGGCUUUCUGGGAAAGAAUCCAGCUCUGGAUCCAGCAAAGGAAGGAUAGACCUUUGAAGCCGACCCAGCUCCGACUCUUCCUGCACCAGGUUAAGCAUAUCCAGCAAAUGUUGGAACCGGAGGAACUUUCCAAAGCUGGGGAUCUCCAGCGUGAUCUGGAGGCCUUUGUCAUAGGUCACUCCACGGAUAUGACCUUGGUCAACCAGGUGAUUGAAAAGGCAAAACAGGCAGCCAGUGAAUGGAGAACGGCCAAGCAGGAAGGUUACCAGAAAUGGCUUACUGGUGCGUGUGAGGGAGGCAUGCGUGGCCUCUACAAGUCUAUCAAGAUGCCUGAGAAUGUUCAGGUCAGGCCUUGCAGGCAGCACAGUGGUGAGCUCAGACCGCACCUUAGGCGGCAGGAAUGGAAACAGGUCUGGAAGCCCACUUCAGACAACUCCCCUGAGGAGCACCAGCUUUUUGACCAGCUCCGGAAACAGGCCUCAGAAGAGUUGUUGGAGGUAGGACCCAUCACUGACACGCAGGUUGCGGCUGUUCUGAAGAAAAUGGCCAAGAAAGCGUGUGGCCCUGAUGGGCUCACUAGUCAAAUGCUGCGCAGCCUAGAACCGAACCAGGUCUCUUUGGUGGCCGAAGCUUUUCGAAAAUGGGAAGAAACAGGCAUCAUGCCGGAGGCGGUGACAAUGUCCCUGGUGGCCUUGAUUCCUAAGAAAGAAACAGAGGAACGGCCGAUUGCGCUCACGUCUUAUGCGUAUCGGGCCUGGUGCAGAACCAGGUACCCGUUGCAUGACAAGUGGGCUCGUCAGUACCAGGUUGCUGUGACAAGAGUGAUCAAAGGCGAAGUGCACAGGCACAGCCGCAAGUCUGGAGUCACGCUGCUACUGGAUUUGCGGGGUUUCUAUGAGAAUGUUUCUCAUAAGGCCUUGAUCAAGAGUGCAUUUAAACAUAAGUACCCGGUUUUGCUGCUUCAUGGUGCCAUGCAGCUGUAUCGGGGCAAACGACACUUGUGUGCUGAGAACAUGGUUAGUGCACCCCUGGUGGCUACCCAGGGCAUACUGGCAGGGUGCCCGCUGGCCCCUGGGCUGAGUAAGUUGGUGAUGCAUGAUGUGGUGGAGCCCAUUUGGAGAGGGCCGCCACGGUGUCAUGUUGAUCUGUACAUUGAUGACACGGGCUUUGACGUGGUGCAUGACGAUCCAAAACAAUGUGCGCAGCAGGCCUUUAAAGUUUGGCAGGAGGCUAAAAGGCGGCUGAAGGAGGCCCAGCUCCCUCUGAGCAUUGGCAAGACAGCGUGGAUUUGCAGCAACAAAAAGGUGGAAAAAGCCCUGAGAAACCUGCUCCUUGAAGGAGAUCCCACCAUACGCGACAUCCACAGAGAUCUUGGCAUUGACUCGGGGUGGGGCAAAAGACGUCGUGUCACAACCCACAGGGCUCGCUUCCACAAAGGGGGUGGCAGAAAGAAAAGGCUUGACCAGUUGGCGCCGGGAAAGAUGCCAAAGGUGAAGGCCUUUCAGCAAGGUGUCCUUAGCGUAGCGCUCUAUGGGCAUGUUGCGGUAGGAUUGUCGCCUAAGAGAUUAAAUUGGAUCAGACACCAGCAAGCCCAGGUGAUGGGCCGCAUGAGUCUGGGCUCCACUGAGUUUGUUUUGGAGAUUGGCAUGGCCAAGCAGGAGGACCCCAGCUUUACCAUUAUCAACCAGCACUUCCGUUUUCUUCAUAAGCUCCUGGUGAAGUGGAACCAGGACGGCUUUGCUGAGCUGGAGGAGGCAUGGCAGCACUGGUACAACCGCAUUAUUCGCCACAAAGAACCGUGGCGAAUAGUGGUUGGUCCUUUUGGAGCGGCUGCGUGCUACUUAAAGGCCCUUGGAUGGACGGCCACGUCUCUCACGCGCUGGAAGGGAUGUGGUUUGGACUUUGACCUCUUGGACAGAGCCAGCCUUCAUGGGCUUAGCUACCACCUCAAGAAAACCUGUGACGGAUGGAGAUGGAAGGCCAUUUCGCAGAGUGAAGAUGGCCAUACGCUGGAAAAAGGAAGCUACACUGAGGCAUGUGCUAUGGGACUGCUCAGGCAGCAGUACCAGGAUGAGAGCCUUUGGUUGCGAGGCCUCCCUGCAGCACAGGACAAGCCACUGGGGUACACCCAGGAUCCAAGAUUCCAGGUUGUUACCUGGGGAGUUGUGGCGGUGGCUUUUCAAAUCUGGGGUGCCCAGAUACAGGCGAUCCAAUACCUGGUGACCAAAGUCCAGGGAAGCAUUGAGGUUACCCUGGAUGCUAAAGGGGUGAAGCAGCUAGCUGAGAGGCCGGCACGUUGGAAGUCUGAGGACUUGCUUCAGCCGGUGAGGGCGGAGAUGGAUAGGCUCACCCUUACCUGGAUCAACAGCCACCUCACGGAGCAGGAGUACACUGACAAAUUUGGGGCAGACUCCCUUUGGAGGUGGAAAGCUAAUGAUGAAGUUGACAGGCUGGUGCAAAACCGAGCCAAUGAGAAAAGAGACUUGGCCUGGGAACAGUCAGUCCUUAUUAAGGAUGAGGUGGUCAUCAGGGUAAACUCUCUGUUGGCACAGAGAACGGCGGCGAUGUUUCAACAUGAUCGGCUUGAUGGCCCCCAGAUUGUUUUUCCUGAUUCCAAGGAAGACAAUAGGCAACAGAUGGAGGCCAUGCUUGAUGGUGAAAGGCCAUCGUUGGGGCAUAACUGGGUGAUAGGUUUCAGCAAGGAGUGCAGGCAAAGAUACCAGGGCAAAGACCCCUGGGUUCGUGAUGUUAUCCAGAAAGUGGUGCCGAAAACUGGGAUCUUCCAGAAGCCUGUGACCAGCCCAAGGCUAGAGGUGCUGGUGAAACUAGUGAAAGGGGCUCCACUGAAGACCCUGGUGCAAACCAGGGCAGAGACCAAGCUGGUGAAAGACCAGUGGAGCCGGAGCGGUGACGAGAAACCUCCCAAUCCCGGAGGCAGUGCUUCGAGAGAAAGGUCCCUGGUGGAGCAACAGCCUCCGGAGGAAACCAGGGCAGCAGCCAAGCCCAGGACAGAGGUGGAGGAGUACUCGUACUACACGGGAGAAGAAGACUCGCCGGAACCUCCGGCGCCCAGCAAGAAAGAACAGUUUGUGGCGACUGUUAGGGCAGCUGCUAAGGAGCGCCAGCAGGGCAGAGCAGCUCCCAGUCCUGGUGAUGACCAGGAGAUGGGGGAGCCUGUCAAGGAGGCACCCAAGACAGCGGAGCCCAAGGCAGGACCACAGGAUGAGGCAAAAGCCCCCAGCUCAUCCUCUGGUGAAUCCAGUAGCAGCAGCUCCGAAGGGCAGCAGCCUGAGCCAAGCAAGUCUCCUGGUGGUAACCAGGAGACAAAAUCGGAAACAGGUAGCGUGCCCAGUGUUGCAAAGGCAAAGGCGCCACCACCAGGCAUUCCAGUACCUGGUGAUGACCAGGAUAUGGAACCACCGGCGAAAACCAGCAGCACGGAAGAAAAGGAGCAGGCGGAAGACACAAGCUCGUGCUACGAGCCGGUGCGGCUCCAAGAGGGCCCUGCUGCAUCAGUGUUGGGACAACCUGGUGUGGAAGAUCAGCGUAUGCCCUCAAAAAACGGAGAGGAGGGCAAGGGUGCUGAUGAGGAGCCCAAAUGGGUUACCAUGCUCGAGGGUGAGCGGCUUGAGCCUUUUCUAGAGCCCUCUGAUUUCCUGGUGAUCCAGGCCCUCUUCACCCUGCCGAUGUUCCCCAACAAAGUCAGAGCCCAAGGGUUCUGGAAAAUGGUCCGGAGCUACGACGAGGACUUCAAGGACCUUCUCAGGUUCGACGUGGAUACCUUCGACGAGCUCAUGCAUAUCCUGGUGCAAACCAGGGUGCUGGCGAUCACUCCGGAAGGUCUUUUGGGGCAGCCUAUGCUCCCAGACGACCAGGUGUCAUCCUGCGUGGGUGCUGGGUGCCGGGCCAUGGAAGCUGAAGACCCUGGUGGGGACCAGGGCAAUAGCCAAGCUGGUGUUAGGAGUGGUCACGAGAAACCUUCCAAUCCCGGAGGCUGUGCUCCGGGAGAAAGGACAGAGGCGGAGGAGUACUCGUACUACACUGGAGAAGAAGAGUCGGCUGAAGUCCCGGAGCCCAGCAAGAGAGAAAGGUUUGUGGCGACUGUAAGGGCAGCUGCCAAGGAGCGCCAGCAAGGCAGUGUAGCUCCCAGUCCUGGUGAUGACCAGGAGAUGGUGGAGCCACUGGUGGAGAACCUCCAGCCUGUCAAGGAGGAAGCCACGCUGCCAGAGCUCAAGGCAGGGCCACAGCAUAAGGCAAAGUCCCCCAGCUCAUCCACUGGUGAAUCCAGUAGCAGCAGCUCCGAGACAGAAGGGCCGGGGCAGCAGCCUGAGCCAAAAAAGUCUCCUGGUGAUAACCAGGAGACAAGCGCGGCAACAGGAGGCACGCCCAGUGUUGCCAAGGCUAAGGCGCCACCACCAGGCAUUCCAAUUCCUGGUGAUGACCAGGAUAUGGAACCACCGGGGAAGACCAGCAGCACGGAAGAAAAGGAGCAGGCAGCUUCAGAGAUCAAGGAAGAGCUCAAAGGUGAAGCCAGCCCUGAGGGGCCUGUGGAAACACCCCAGGCGGAAGACACCAGUUCGUGUUACGAGCCGGUGCGGCUCCAGGAGGGCCCGUCUGCCUUGGGUACGCUGCCCAGGACAGACUAUGCACAGACGAUGCAGUUUGUGGUGAAGAUGCGCAAGGACGUGAAGCCCUACCACUCGCGUUAUGAGCCGGAGCUCAGGGUCACCUACACAAACUGUGGGGAGGAAGCUGGUGUUAGCAGCACCCCUCUGCAGGUGCUAGGCCUGGGGGGCUCCAGGAUCACCAGGGCUGCUCGUGUACACCAGCUGACCGAAAUGGAUGCUGCUGAGGAGCCUAAGUGGGUUACCAUGCUCGAGUGUGAGAGGCUCGAUCCCUUUCCAGAGCCCUCUGACUUCCUGGUGAUCCAGGCCCUUUUCACCCUGUGCCUGAUUGCCAAGGUUCUGAGGGUGAAAGAUGUGGGGCGGUACAACCUGGGCAUAAGAGAGCUCCGCCCAAGUGUGUUUGGGUCCCUUCGUGCAGUCGUUUUCUUGGGCUGUAAUGGAUGGGAACCUUACGGCCCAGGGCAAAGGCCGGUGUUCCCCAACAAGGUCAGAGCCCAAGGGUUCUGGAAUAUGGUCCAGAGCUACGACAAGGACCUUAAGGACCUCCUCAGGAGCGUUGUGGACGAGCACCACGCAGACUUGGAGAGCCUCACGGUUGCUCUCAGAGCUUUGGCCAGGGGAAGGUUCGACGCGGACACCUUUGAUGAGCUUAUGCACAUCCUGGUCCAAACGCGGGUGCUGGCGCUCACUCUUGGGGCAGCCUCUGCUCCCAGACGAUCAACUCCACGACCUGGUGCCUGGCAAGAGCUGGCUCAUCAAGCCUUUCCCGCUGGAGGGUAA